This is a messenger RNA of Centrocercus urophasianus (Greater sage-grouse), 967 nucleotides long. It is a transcript of the gene MORN3, whose product is annotated as MORN repeat containing 3. The transcript has 6 exons. NCBI's taxonomy places the organism in Eukaryota, Metazoa, Chordata, Aves, Galliformes, Phasianidae. Bases 64 to 783 code for a protein of 239 amino acids. The record is from RefSeq and is a predicted model, not a curated record.
ACGACUCGGCGAUGCCCGCAGCGGUGGCUGGAAGCGCUGCGCUCCCCUGCAGCUGAGAACACGAUGCCUGUUGUGAAAUACCCCAGGGCUGCAGAGCCUCUCUGGCAUGAAUGGGACAGGAAAGCACAGAAAGAUGGAUUAAGACAUACAGUCUAUGCUGUAAAUGGGGAUCAGUAUACUGGAGAAUGGUUGGACAACUUAAAACAUGGUAAAGGCACCCAGAUCUGGAAGCACAACGGCGCUAUUUACAGCGGCGACUGGAAGUUUGGGAAGCGGGACGGGUACGGCUCGUACAGCAUCCCUGACCCCGUGACCAAGGAGUACCUGAAGGUGUACACAGGCUGGUGGAGGAACGACAAAAAAUGUGGCUACGGGACGAUGCUCUACCCCAGCGGGGAGCGCUACGAAGGCGAGUGGAGCAGCGGGCAGAGGAGCGGCUGGGGUCGGAUGUGCUACGGAGACGGCUCCACCUACGAGGGGCAGUGGCUGGGAGACCGGCCGGGCGGACAGGGGAUGCUGUGCCUGCCAAACAAUGACAGGUACGAAGGAGGUUGGAAAGAUGGAAAGAAGCACGGCCCAGGCAGAUUCUUCUUCUUGAAUAAGGGACAACUGCUUGAAGGCAUCUGGGUGACAGAUGUACCAAAAUGCGGGAUUAUGAUCGACUUCAGCAGAGAUGCAGCUCCUGCCCCCACCCAGUAUCCAAUCCCAAAGAUUGAACUAGCUGAUCCUGAUGGUGUUUUAGCAGAGGCCCGAGUGCUUUUUGAUGACAGCCAGAACGACUAACUGGAUGCUGAAGGACAAAAGACGCAGGAUAAGAACACGAUCUCGGGUUACUUACGUGCCUCAUGCCCAUGCUGCUGUACGUCGUCUUGUGGUCAGCCUCACCCGUCCCCCAGAACUGCCCCUGUAUGCCUCACUGUGCAGGCAGCUGUGCUUCAGGCCUCCUCCCACCCACCGUUAUUUAAAC